AUGGUUGAACCGCGGAACGAAAAUUUCUCUUCCGCCAAUACCGGUGUCAUUCGAGAUUGGAUAGCGGGAGAACUUGAGCAUCGCAUAGUUUUUGUGAUUCAAAUCUUCACAUCAAUAUAUUUUAUAAAACUGAAAACCUCCAUCGAAACAGCAAUAGCCCGGCUAGCUCAAUCGGUAGAGCGUGAGACUCUUAGUCUUUCACGGUCUAACAGACACGAUUACUCAGUACAUCUCAAGGUUGUGGGUUCGACCCCCACGUCGGGCUUGUACGUUUUCUUUUUUUUGCUCUCAUCCAGUCCUCUUUCAUGCAUGUUUGAAGCAAAAUAUUGUUUUUUUUUUGUUUGUUAUGUCGUUGGACUGAAAAGCACUUGCUGGGUGAUUGGAGAAACGAGGAAAUUUGUUUUUGUUGCAUUUGACUAG
Messenger RNA from Bipolaris maydis ATCC 48331, 420 nucleotides. The record is from RefSeq and is a predicted model, not a curated record. NCBI's taxonomy places the organism in Eukaryota, Fungi, Ascomycota, Dothideomycetes, Pleosporales, Pleosporaceae.